Messenger RNA from Anguilla rostrata (American eel), 3346 nucleotides. Its product is annotated as 3',5'-cyclic-AMP phosphodiesterase 7B-like. The transcript has 13 exons. NCBI's taxonomy places the organism in Eukaryota, Metazoa, Chordata, Actinopteri, Anguilliformes, Anguillidae. The coding region runs from base 309 to 1634 and encodes 441 amino acids. Gene Ontology annotation, molecular function: 3',5'-cyclic-AMP phosphodiesterase activity. The record is from RefSeq and is a predicted model, not a curated record.
GGCCUGUCAUCCCCAAGCCCUGCCUCGCGCUUCUGACGGCACCUCCCUCUGCAGCUUCCCCGCCGCCAGCCGAACGCUAUAUCAGAGACUCAAUCGGAGUGGUCCGUUACAUAGCCCGGUCACUCAACACUAAUAGCCUACCACACGAAGUAUCCUGCGCAUAGGGUGUCAGAGAUCGCCUCUGCUUUUUAAAUUCCACUCGUCCUGCAUGCGCUUGUUGGAUUCUGCACCGUGUGUCUUCAUGAGCGAGCAGCACCCGUACAAGAUUUCACAGUAUACCCCGAUCCUAGAUCUGCCACUAUGGUUAAAUGUCUUGUUUAAUGGUUGAGAGGUGUGGAGCGAUCUCAUUUGAAAGUCCAGAUCAGAAUGCCAUAUGCAUUCACAUGCUGGGGGAUGGAGGCCUGAGAGGGCAGACAGCAGUAUUGUCCGAGCGUAGGGGGUCAUACCCGUUCAUCGACCUGCGACUGUUAAACACCACUGUUCACCCGGGAGAAAUCGGCACCAAGAAGAAGGUGAAGAGGCUGCUAAGCUUCCAGCGCUACUUCCACGCUUCCAGACUGCUGAGGGGCCUCACCCCCCACACCUCCCUGCACCUGCUGGACGAGGACUACCUGGGCCAGGCCGCGCAUAUGCUGUCAAAGGUCGGAACAUGGAACUUUGACAUCUUCCUGUUCGACCGUCUCACCAAUGGCAAUAGCUUAGUCACACUUCUGUGUCAUCUUUUCAACGUCUAUGGACUUAUUCAUCAUUUCCAAUUGGACAUGGUGAAGCUGCAUAGAUUUCUGGGCAUGGUGCAGGAGGACUACCACAGCCAGAACCCGUACCACAAUGCCGUGCACGCCGCUGACGUCACGCAGGCCAUGCACUGCUACCUGAAGGAGCCCAAGCUGGCACAGUACCUCACUCCAAUGGACAUCUUCCUGGGGCUCAUGGCUGCCGCGGCCCAUGACGUGGAUCACCCGGGGGUGAACCAGCCCUUCCUCAUCAAGACCAAACACCACCUGGCCAGUCUGUACCAGAAUACCUCGGUGCUGGAGAGCCACCACUGGCGCUCCACAGUGGGCAUGCUCAGAGAGUCGGGCCUCCUGUCCCACCUGCCUGCUGACAUAACACAGGACAUCGAGCAGCAGCUGGGGUCCCUCAUCCUGGCCACGGACAUCAACCGGCAGAACGAGUUCCUGGGGCGCUUCAAAUCCCAGCUGGACGGCGACGACAUCAGCCUGGAGGACGCCGACCACCGGCACUUUGUGCUGCAGAUCGCCCUGAAGUGUGCGGACAUCUGUAACCCGUGCCGGGACUGGGAGCUCAGCCGGCAGUGGAGCGAGAGGGUGUGCGAAGAGUUCUACAGACAAGGUGACCUUGAGAGACGGUUUGAGCUGGAGGUCAGCCCCCUGUGUGACCAGCGGUCCAACUCUGUCCCCGUCAUACAGACAGGCUUCAUCACGUUCCUGGUGGAGCCCCUGUUCGAGGAGUGGGCGCGCUUCACGGACAGCAGCCUGCUGGCAGAGUGCAUGCUGGGACACCUGCGGAAGAACAAGGAGCAGUGGGGUCGGCUGCGGCUCGGGGAGCAGGACGCGGCGUGCCCCCCCCCCGGCACGGGGCAGGAGGAGGAGAGGGGCACGGGGGUCCCGUAGACACCCCCUCUCUGGAUCUCCCGAAAAAAAAGACCCCUUGCCUUUUCCCUGCGGGGGAAAAAAAAACUCCUUCCGGGAUCAAAGCCCGUGCGCUGGGCUGUAGCGCGUUCCGCUAACGCUGCGCGGCCGAUGGCGCACGGGAGAGACAAAGCCAGCGAUUGGCCGGACCGAUUCUUCAGUUACCUCCCCCCUCACAGGCCACACCCCCCCCCCGCCCCUCACCAGCCCCCAGCCACCCCCGCGUCCACCCAGCACCCCUCCCGUUUCCCCCUCUGACAUUCCCCGCGGCCUCUCCUGUUGUUUUUACGGUUUCAGCACGGACCAAUGCGGGGGCGGGGGGGGGGGGGGCUGUUCGCGGGGCGGGGCAGUCGAGACAGCCCUGUCCAAGUUUCUCAGUCCGGGAAACCGAAAACCCAGCAGCAUCGGGAGGAGGAGCACAGCGUCUUCAGAGGACUGACAAAAAAAAAAAACAAAAACAAAAAAAGAACACACACACACACACACACAAACAAAACAGCAGCUGGGCUGCACUUCAGCGAUCUGUUCUGUAAACCCAGUUUUUUUACAGGAUGUUUUAAAAACAUGUUUACCUUCUUUUUUCUAAUAUUUGCACCAAAAAUUUGGACAGUCCCCUACUUGCUUUACUGCAUUUAAAAAAUAAAAAAACAAGUGCUAGACUAGUCUCUAAAACAAAGCUAUGAACCCGAAGUGUUUUUUCCCCCAAACAAGAUGAACACCUGGCUUAGUUUGAUGUCAUAUGUCUAAUUUUUAUAAGCUUUUAUGUCGCUUUAGUGGAUAUAAUUGUAUAUUUCAUAAAUUAAGCUACUGGUUCACUUGCCAAAUGAAUAUUGGUACCUGUAUAAAACAAGGGUAACUUGUCACUCACAUAUACUGUUACUUUUAAAAUAAACUGUAAAUACUUAAACAACUCUACACUUUUAUGUGCACACAUAACAAAGCCUUAACAUAACUUUUUUUCUGCUGAUUACCACACACAAUUGUUUAAUUAUAAAUUAUUUUAUGUUGUUUUUUUAUAAGUCAAACUACCUGUAUUUGUACUCUGUUUUUCACUGGUGAAACCUACUUCGCUAGAUCCAGAAAGACACUGUCUGCUUACAUCCUGGUGGUUCCCACAGUGAUCUCAGACUGUCAGAAUUUAUCACCUGCGUUGAUAAAUUGUUUUUUUCCUGAGCAACUUCAUGAUUGGUGGAGCUCAUCCAUUUUUUUUCUGGUAAAUAUGACACCAGAAUAAUUUAAUCCCUAUUAACUGUAGUUUGUACGACAGCAUUUGUAGCUGAUUACCCGUUCACGCUAGUGUUCAUUCUGAAAGGCCGUUUGAAUGGACACAAUCCCAGCCGUCUGUUGGCUUUACUGUUAGUAUUCAGCAUACUUGAAACGCUGUACAAGGCCAGGUCUGAAAAACAUUUUCAUUUCUACGAUACAUCCUGUAGCACCGUCACAAACCACUUACAAGUGGGUGCCAUCUUUUACCUUUUUACAAGCUGCGUGAACUUUCGCGGAAGAGAAACAAUUCAUUAUCACAGCUGAACCGCACACCAGUGAACUGAGCCUUCCAGUGCAGGAAGACUGUGUUCCUAUAGAAAUCCAUCACUUUCAUGGGACUUAAAAUGCCAUAAUUUUCCAAACACUGUGAUGAAUAAAAUUACUGUUUUUUUAACCUACUGUAAUUAAAUCUGCAUUUUUUUUUCCCA